CAUAUUAUUUACAUUUAUAAUGCAAUAUUGGUACGCAAUAUUUAUUUUGGCCACUACUUUAGUAAUUUUGCAGUAGCUCAGUAAGUUUAACCUACAUUUAAAUUUAAAGAUUACGAAGUGACUGACUAUAAGUAAGACUAUUCCGAGUAAUGAGUAAGUGUAAGGAGUAUUCGGUUCCGGGUCCCAGAGCCAGACUUGGCUACAGAGCCAGAAGUGACUUAGUGAGAGGAUGGGAUGAAACAAAUAUUGGUAAAUUCAGAGAAAGCGGCCCGCGUUUAUUUCCAUGCGCGCACUUUUACGUCUUAAAUCGACCCCUAUGCCUAACCUGAACCCUAAAUCGAUCCCUAUGCCAUGCCGUCCUAAAUCGAUCCCUAUGCCUAACCUUAACAAAGUCAAUGUGGGCCGCUAAAUCUGAAAUAGCCAUAAAUAUAUUCCAUUUAAUUAUCUUUCACCAACCCAACAAUAAUAUUUUUAGAUAUGGCGGCCAUGUGGCGACAUCUCUCCAAAUUUAACUAUUUUUAAUUUUGGGCUAUUUCAGAUUUAGCGGCCCACAUUGACUUUGUUAAGGUUAGGCAUAGGGAUCGAUUUAGGGUUCGGGUUAGGCUUAGGGAUAGAUUUAGGGUUCGGGUUAGGCAUAGGGAUAGAUUUAGGGUUCGGGUUAGGCAUAGGGAUCGAUUUAGGGUUCAGGUUAGGCAUAGGGACAGGGAUCGAUUUAAGACGUAAAAGUGCGCAUGAAAAUAAACGCGGGCCGCUUUCUCUGAAGUUACCAUAUUUAUAUAUAUUUGUAAACUUACUUCUUCAAAGUUCAGUUUAACUAGUAUAAACUACCACAAAUGACAUCCCAUAAUAGCAUUUAGUUUAAGACUUAGACUUAGUCUAAAGGGACCCGGUUCAGCAUAGCUGCUAAGUGUGUCCGGGUCACAGUCCUCUGAUGAUGAUGUUGGGUUCAACAUAAAUGAUGAUGAUGUUGGGUUCAACAUAGGGCUUACUGGGAGCUGGCUGAUACAUCACCUCAGUCUUCUUUGUGUUAAUUGUCACAUUGUGAGGUCAAAGUUAUUGCAGGCCUCAGAAAAGAUAUCAACCCUGUGUUGCAUGGCUGCUUCUGAGGCAGCGUUGAGGGCACAAUCGUCCGCAAACAGAAGCUGGUUGAUCUGAUGGUGUUACGUUUGACCUCGGUUUCAGCUUGAAGCCUCCUAAGGUUAAAGACUGUCUCCGUCAGUGCGAAACCGGAUUGGAAAGCCCGUGGUGGAGUCCUUGAACGCAUCUGACAGCAUUGCAGGAUACAUAAUACUGAAGAGUUUGGGAGCCAGGACACAACCCUGCUUCACACCGUUUGUGAUGGGGAAUGCUUGAGAUGACUGACAGCCAUCUGCACUCGGGCCAUCAUGCAACUGACGGAUGAUGUUGGUGAACUUGUCUGGGCAUCCUUACUUCUUCAUGAUUUUCCACAGGCCACCUCUAUUGACCCUGUCAAAAGCCUUAGUCAAGUUGAUAAAAUCUAUAAACACCUAGCGAAAAAAUACUAAGUAACCUUUAGUGUCAAAUUGCGGGAUAUUAGAAAUAGCUAAAACCAUGUAUAAAGUUUCAUGAAGACAUGAGACAAUGUUUAUUUGAAAGUGGUGGAAAAUUGCAGCAGAACUUUUAGGAACUUUGAGGUUAUUUUUCUUUGUCUGAAAUCCAGAAAACAUUUAAUUUCAGCACCCAUUCAUCAUUUCCAGAAAUUCCUCUUGUACAUGAAGGGAAAGAUUUUUAUAACGCAAAUGUGUUUGUAUUCCAUAGUAUUGCUCAGUAUUAACUGUGCAAAAGUCAGAUUUCAAUGGCAUCAAUGUUGGAUGCUGUGAAGAAAAUAAACGUGUUCACUGCAUUAUUGUGAUAGCAACUAGAUUUGUUCUGUGGUACAUUGCUUAUGUAAAAAGGCUAGGUUUCUUAUUAGGCCUGUUUAAUUUAUCAGAAUACCGGUUUAGUAUAAAUUUUCAUUUCAACAUUGCAGUUCAUUCUGAUGAUCGGAAAAGCAAUUGAUCUGACAAUAUCUCUUCAAAAACUUGUUCAACCUUUGAUUCAUGAUUUCUCAUGAAUGUAGAAAUGUGUAAUUAGCCUUGAUUGAAUUUUUUUAGGUUUACACAUAAAGGAACAUAACGUCUUUAAAAUUACCCAUUAUUGUCUAUCAGCACCUAUCUGUGCAAACACAGAUGAAAUUAUGGAUGACAUUCAGAAUAUUAUGACAGUAAUACAAAAAAGUCAAAUUUAUUUUCAACUUUGAUACAUAAUUUAAUGCAAGGUGUAUGCUAUAAUAGUAUAAUAAGUACAUAUGGUAAUGAGAAUAAAAGGUAUUAUUACUUUAAGAUCAUCAUCUCCAUUAUUGAGUCCCAGUAGCCAUUCAGGCUUACAUUCUUGGGCCUUAAGUGAUGAAGAAAGAUAUUCUGGCUUUCAUUGGUUGACCUGCAUCUAUGUAAAUUCAUAUUAGACAAAGCUUUACCAUCUCAUCUGUUAAUGUUGGGGUCAUGUAUUUGUUUAAUAAAAAUGUUAUACUCAAAGUAUUUGAUUCCCUCCCACAAUAUAGAAUAGCUACUACAUUUUAUAAUAAAAUUGUAAAUAAAAACAAUAAACAGUAAGCAUCUAUAUUUUAUUCUUAAUUAUAAUUUUAACUCAUACUUAAGAUUCAAGAUAUAUAGUAAAUUAGAUGUAUAUUGUUCAUGAAUCUAAAAUUCAAGCUUGUCAACUGCAUGCAUAACUUUAAAAGAUUAAAUUAGCCUCAUAUGAUUCAUUUCUCAAUUUUUAUCCUUAGAUUUUGCAUCAUAAAGUGACAUUUUCUUUCCUGAAAAUUUCAUCUAGAUUAACAUAUCAUUUCCUAAAUCAAUUUGAUCCGCAGAAAGUGUUGAGUCAUGGCUCAAGCCAAGUAUAAUCAUCCAAGUGAUAAUCAAGAAAUAAAACUGCAUUAUGACAUGUUAAUAGCUGAUCACUACAACGUCAAUAUUUCAUUUGAUUAUCAAGCCAACUCUGCUGUAGCCAUUGCAAGAAUUAUAACUGUUCUUUGCACCUCAGAAAAGGGAGCAGAUGUAGAAUUACAUAUUCAAAAAAAGAAUAAUGAAAUUACAUUUGUGAGAUAUAAUUUACCUGCAUUAAAAACAGAAGAGUUGAAAGACAUUAAGCUGGAGAUUUACCACAAACCUGAUGGACCAAGUGGAGCAGGUAUUUGAAUGUUGUAUAAGGACUUGAUCCAUCCACUCACUACUUCAUAGAUCCACUACUUAAUCCAUACAUCCACUUCUUAAUCAAUCCAUCCACUAUUUCAUUCACCCAGCCACUUCUUCAUUCACCCAGCCACUUCUUCUUGAUCAAGAAAUUUUGUGACAGUUAAAUGAGAAUCUGAAAGCUCAAAGAUUAAUAUCCUUUAAAAAUAUUAUUUGUUAACAUCUAUUGGAGGUAUGUGAAUGAAGGUUUUUGACUAAUACAAAUGCACUCAAGAAUUAUAACAAAUAACACUCAGAAGUUCAACCCACUGUUUGCUUCAUUGUCACAACCAAAAUGGAAAAUUUCUUUGCAUUUAUUAUUGAACUGUCUGGCAACAUGUUGACGCUGUACUAAGCCAUAUUUCAAUAUAGCACAAGUUUAAAUUUGUGUUCUUAGCUGAGACCCCUGAGAAAAAAUACUUUCUCUCUAUCAUGGGCCCACUCAGUGGUGCUAAGGUUUGGUGUCUGCCAAGUAACCUGCAGGUAAUGUGUUUAAAUUAAUCUGAGGUCUUCCUCAAUUAUGGGCUAAUAGCCAGGUGGAAUGGAAUUGUCAGUCCUUCAAGGCAACUAUUCUUUUCAAACUGGUUUGAAGACUUAUCUAUUUCGCAAACAUCUGCUGGGGUGAUGUUGUCUAUCUAGCUAUUAUCUUUUAGAUGUAUAUUGGCCUGAGUUGUUUAUGGUUGCAAGGUUUGAAAGACUUAGAAUGGUUAUUUUUGUAUUCAGUUUUGUAAUGUUGAAUUUUGUACUUCAAUGUGGAAUGUACCGCGCUUCGAGCCUUUGGGGAUGAAGCAUGAUUUUUAAAUAAUCUCUAUUAUUAUUAUUAUUAUUGGGGAGGGAAGAAUGCCCUACCGGUGGGAUCAACAGGCAGGACACUGACUAUAACAAAAAAUUCUUUGUUGAAGUCAGAAGUACUUGUUGCAAAACAUAUAAUUAUCUAAAUUGCUGUAACAUACCAAAGUAGUUUAGCUGCUUGAGAAAAAAAUUAUAGGAAUCAGCAAAGAAUUUAAUAUCUAAUUUUCUUUAUUGUAGUGCACUUAAUGGGAGUGGGGGGUCGGCAUGAAAACUGUAUUUUCUUUAUUAUGUAUUACAUUGAUGGCCCUUUAUAAAUGCAUUGUAUUGUUUCAGAAUCACACUACUCAAGCCUUCAGAGGCCCAAACUGAAAAGAAAAAUCAAAGUACUUGAAUCAAAAUUAACAACUCACACUACACUGAUGUUUGUGAUUGAUGUUGAGCAGGAAAUAUUCAAGGGAUAUAGAAGGAAAAAACAAAGCGUCCUUUAUUUUUAUACAAACUGUAAUUUUUCUUUGCAUUGAUUUUAUUGUCACUUAAUAUCAAAAUAUGCAAAUAAGUUAGUUCACUUUGAGUUAAAUUUCCUGAUAUUUAAGUAACAAUUCAUUAAAAAAAAAAUUUGAUAUUUUAAAAAUGGGAAGAUGGUAAAUUAAUUCUCCCAUAAAGAUUCAGUAUAAUCUGAACCUGCGUUUGUGUUGAAUAUUUCAAUAAUAAACAUCAAUCUUUUUAUCUUUAAUUAUCUCAUCUAAUUCGACUGUUUAAUUUAACAGCUCCAGUCAAACAACAAAUUGAUCAAGAGCUUAAGGAAACUGGUUUAUGUACAGAAGGCAUGACUCCACUUUCUCCAUCUUUAAGUCUUGCGCCACUUACAUGGAUGCCCUUAGAAAAUCAACGAGAACCAUUAUGUGAUAUAAGAGUAUUACCUCAUCAUAAUCUUUCUGAUCAGGCAUUGGGUAGAGCUGCAAAUCAAGUGAAUAUGAUGUAUGGAUUAUUGCUGGCUGACCACUAUCAGCUCAACACAUCUGCAGAGUUUAUGACAAAUUCAGAUGAAGCUGUUGUAAGGGUUCUUACUCGAAUUGAAACAACUCCCACAGGAUCUGAAGUUGAUAUUCAGUUUCAAAAAAGAAAUAGACAAGUUUCAUUUGUGAGAUUUGAGCUGAAAGAUUUAAAGACAAUUGAAUUGAAAGACUUUGAGGUAGACAUUAAAUAUAAGGAUCCUGAAGGACACAGAAGAGGUAACUGUAAGUAUAUUUGGUAGUGGUAAUAGUUCAUAUGGUUAUAAGAGAUGACUCUUAUUUAAAUUAUUUGCUAAGAACAUGUAAAUGAGAUGUAUGUACAUAAAGGUGAGAAAAAUGUAUUUUUAUGUCUUUAAAAUUUUGGAAAAGGUUUGAUCUCACUGACCGAAUAAUGAUAUUAUUUAUCAUUGAUUUUAAAAGUUAUGAAAAUGAGCACUUAUAUUUGCUGGCACUUAACUUUGUAAAUUUUCUUAAAACUACAAUUUAAACAAAUAAUUUAACCAAGUCAAACAAAGUAAAGGAAAAAAAAAAAAAAGGUUGACAUAAAUUGGCUUCUUGUUUCAAAAUGUUAUUGUGGGCUAAACAUUUUGUUCUAAGUAUACUUCAGUACCACUCAUAAAUAUUUAACCAAGUUUUUGUUGUCUAAAAUUUCAGGCUACACCAGACUUUAUUCACAAAUGAAAAAUGUAAAUAAAAAGCUAACCAUUCCCAAAUCCGACAACACAACACAGAUAAAGGUGGCUUUUAUUUUCAAUGUGUCUGUGGAAGGCUGUACCGAACCACAAGUUUUGUAUAUCUACACUAAAGGUACGUUACUUUUUUCCUGGUAAGAACCUAGUUCCCACUUUUAUGUUAUUUUGGCUCUUAAAUAUAUUUCCUAUAACAAAAAUGUUUAUCUUGUAAUUUUAGACCAUCUGGACCUGCCCUUAGAGGCACUACCCACAAGUGACGGAAUUAAAAAAAUUAAAUCUUUGGAUUUUGCUGUGCCAGUUAAUAGCCGGGUUGUGAGUGGAAUACAGCAGUCAACUGAUAGAAAAGAAGCUGUGUUAAAAAACAGAAUGAGUGAAAUAUUGGGGCCAGAGAAUUCUGAGCCUCAUGUUGGAGGUUUGUAUUAUUGUAUUACAUUUACAUGGCAAAAUAUUUCCUGUUAAACCAACUUAUUUGUAUUUGUUUAAAUGAUUUUAUAACAAUGUUGUUGUUUUUUUUACUAUGGCGGGUUGCUAGAAACCAUACAAACAAACUCGUAGGAUGCGAACCUGUAGCCUGGCCCUCUUGCACAUUCACCCUUGGUUCUUGAAAGUUAUGGACUGGAUCAUGAGAAAUGUGAAAGUGGAAGAAAUCAAAUACAGCAGAUCCUCUUCAAACAAAUAGAACUUGUGGAUGUAACAGAUGACAUAGCAAAAUUAUCCCAAAGCACUAAACAAGUGCAUGAUUAAACUUCAAAACUUGAUUCAAUUGUCAUACAGAUUGGACUUCCAAUAAAUCAGGGAAAAAAACAAAACAAUGAGGAUAAAUGCUGUUAGCUUUAAAGUUGUAACAAUAAGAGGGAAAGCUCUUGGAGAAGUAUAUAAUUUUACCUACCUUGGAAGUCUAGUUAGUAAGGAUGGGAAUUCUGAGGCAGAUAUCAAGGGAAGAAUACAGACGCCCAGAGGAGCUUUUUCUUUUCUUAAAAUUUAUUUGCAAUACUAGGCAAAUAAUGAGAAAGACAACAAUAUAGGAGCCAAAAUGAUCAAUAAAUUGAUCGUGGGCCCUUAAGAUAUAGAAGAAGAGAAGAAUUGUAAUUUUUACCCUUCUGUUGAAACUGUUCUGCUGUGUAUGGCUCAGAAAGCCGAGGAUCAAACAAGAAAGAUUAAAAAAUGCUUAAACCUUCAUAAAUAGUUGCCUGCCCAGAAUCUUUAACAUUGUUACACAAAGUGGUUCCACAAAAUCCCAAAUAGGACAGUGCGGGAAAUGACAGCAAAAAUCCUAGUGGAGCCAGAAAUCUGGAAAAGAAAGUGGAAAUCAAUAGGUCAUACCAAUACCAUGAGAAAACACAUGGCAAAUUAAAUAAGACAAUCACUAGUAUAGAACCCUUAAGGAUCAAGAGGACGUGGGAGACCCAAAAACACCGGCAUAAGAGGUAGACAAGGAUUUAAUUAAGAUCAGAAAGAGAAGAUUUGUCAAGAGACAGGAAGUUGUGGAAAGAUAUUGUUAAUGAGCCCUGCUCCACUUGGAGUUGAAAAAUGCACACACAAAAAUACUAUCUUCAAAAAAAUGUGUUAAGUUUUUUUUUUUUCUUUCACAACUUUGGGACUGAAAGAAAGACAGUUUUAUGGGUCACCCAAAGACUGUUCUAGAUUUAAUAAAGAUUGUAAAGAAAUUUAAUAUGAAAUAAUACAUUGAUUAAUUGUUACCUACUACUAUAUGAUUACAUUUAUUUAUGUGCCGUUAUUUAUUAAAUUGAUCAAAAUAUUUCUGAAAUUUUAAGAUUUAAAUUUUAUUUUAUUCUAACCAUUCUACAGCUGUUCCUGGCCAAUCAUUCCCAAUUAAAAAAAAUAGAAGAGUGUCUAUCAUAGAGGAUGACAAGCGAAUGGCUGUUGAUGAACCGCUUGCUGAUACUGACAAAUCAAAACUAGCAGAGGCAACAGCAGGGAAUGCACAAGGAGUUUAUCUGGGACAUGUAGACUUAAGUAAACCAGACAAUGGAAAACCAGGUCUUAAACCAACUGUGGAAAAAUUCAAAUUUCAUGAAAAAAGUUUAACAGAGCACAUCAAAAAGGCAAUUGUGAAUUGUGUUAGAGAUUUUUUUCCUGAUGAUGAACAGAUAUCUAGUUUUUUCUCUGGAGAAGUUUCACUCUCGAUGGAAACCACAAAACAUAAUAAAAAUGUUACUCUGUAAGUAUUGGCUUCUUUUACUGGAGUGUCCGCCUUAAGAAAUUGUAUUGCUUUUCAUAUCAUUUUAAUUUAUCAUCACAAGGGUAGGAAGGGAUGCAUGUAAUGGCUGGAAAAAUUUGUUACAAGUUCCGCAGGGGCUGGCAAACUAGGCUAAAUUAUCCCAAGUGGGGUAAAGGCAAUUUGGGGUGUAAUGAUGGCUCAAUAGCCCAUCUCCAGUCCAUGGCUGCAACUGGAGUAUACUGACAGCUAGGUAGUUUUAUUUUGAAGUCUCUUCAAUAUCCUGACAUUGCAACAUUAGAUAAGUAAGAUAAGUCUAACUUUAACCCCACCCUCCUUAUUUUAAAAAAAGCAAACACACUUAUCCUAACUAUUUAAUCAAAAUGAGCUGAAGUUAACUGAACUUUUUAGUUUUAAUUUUACAGGUUUUUAACACUUUUCUUCCAGAAUCAUAUGAUGAAAUUAUAAUUUUUCCUCUGAUUUUUUUAACAGGAGCACAUUUAAUAUAAACAACAACUUUACAUUCAACAUGAGUGGAGUAGAGAAUGCAGUAGUCGGUCAUGGUAAUAUAAACAUUUCUAACAACUGUAAAUCACCAAAUGAUUGACUUGAGUAGGAGAACAUGGCGUCAUGUCAAUUUGUGACUUACUAAAGGAUACUCACAUCACUUGGCAGAUCUGGGAUGUAGGGUUGGGGCAUAUUUAAUUGUGUACACCUGUGAUAUAAGUUUUAUGUCUCCCCUCAUCAUGUAUUCACCGCUGAAUAGACAGCUAAAAGUAAGCAGUGUGACUCUCAACUUAUUCAAGACAGCUUACAGAAACAAUUUUGAUAAGAAGUGGUUUGGGAGUUAAUGGACGUUUUUUGAACAAAUCCUUUCUAUAAACUUUAUUUUUGUUUGGGUGUUUCUAUGUGGCAGGCAAAAUCUUCGGCAGGCUAUUUGACCCACUUUCUAUUAUCCUUUUGAGCUGAAACUUAGUACAUAGACUUGUUGCUGAUGACAACAAAUUCAAUCAAAUUUUUAGCCCCAACCCCCAAAAAUCAGUUUUUCCUGUUUUCAAGAGGGGAGGAAUGUUAAUGAUUUAGUGAAGGAUUUUUGUGUGGAGAUUAAUUGUGUAGCUGUUGCUAUGUGAUUUGUAUUUGUGAAGUAUUUGGGUAUGCGGUCAAAUAAAAUAUAUUUUUGAAGGGGAAAAUGAAGGAAAUAUGAAAGUGGUGGUUUCACCAGAAGUUUACCCAUUUACAUAACCGCUUAUUAAUAAAUAAUAAUAAUAAAGUUUAUUUUAAAAACACGCUUCAUCCCCAAAAGCUCAAAGCGCGGUACCAAGUCAACCAUAUUAAAAAGAGAAAUUAAAACAAUCUAAAAUUUACCACAUUUAAAAACAGACGCAACAAUAUAAAGCUACAUACGAGCAUACCCAGUCAAAGUCUUUCAUCCCGUUUCAACCAUAAGCAAC
Molecule: messenger RNA, 9357 nt
Organism: Lymnaea stagnalis (great pond snail)
Lineage: Eukaryota; Metazoa; Mollusca; Gastropoda; Lymnaeidae
Source: the annotation of a GenBank genome assembly